Messenger RNA from Paramecium octaurelia, 199 nucleotides. NCBI's taxonomy places the organism in Eukaryota, Ciliophora, Oligohymenophorea, Peniculida, Parameciidae. The record is from the annotation of a GenBank genome assembly.
AUGUAAAAACCCAAUAAGUUCUUCUUAAAUCUUCUUUAAUUAACCUUUAUAUGGACUACCCUUUUGAAUGAAAGUAAUUCACUUAUUGAGAACUGCCUCAAGAUGUAAAUGGAAUAAUUCUAUAUUUAGUUUAAAUUCUACUCCUUAGGACCUAAUAUUAAAUGAAUCUAAAAGAUCGAUCUAUAAUUUUAUCUAUUGA